AAGGUGUGCUUUCUGGCUCAGACUGCUUUAUGUCCAGUUCCUUCUAGUUCGACGUACUGAUCGGACAGACGGCACCGACCCCUUGCCUACGACUUCAGUUGUAUCCUCUGCACAAUGGACCCAUCAACGAGGUAUGGUUCAUCUCAGUCGAUCCAGCGUGGCAUGCACAAUGCCACUUGCAACGAUGGCGGCUUAUGCGGCCCGUCUGGACUACGCACUGGCACCAGUCAGAGUGACUCCAUGUCGGCGUCAACCGUGAAUGCUGGUGACUCUCUCGCAUCUUACAACAACGCGUACUCUCACUCAUCAUGCCCGUCUUCAGGUGGCUCCUAUGAGUUGUUGCCCCUUAUGCGCUCACUGUCCACCAUGCAUGCGGUCACCAUGCAGGGACUUUCCACAGUGCAGUCGCUGCCGCCGUGGCAGGAGAGCGACAACGAGUCAUGGCAGACCGAUGACGGCUUCGACCACCCAUGCGGGGCCUGGCGGGUGGACACCGAUGUCGGCAACCCACCCGAAAACGCGCAGGAUUCGCAUUGGGUGGGUGCUGGUGGCGCCCAGUCGGCUGCCGAGGUGCGGCUGCCAUCUCAGCCCACACGCGCUUCGCUGCUCCACGGCGUCGUGGGGGCGGCGCCAGCCCGCUCGCCGACCAGGCUGCCCAGCACGCCCCUGCGCUUUGCCGCCGGGGCGGGAGUCGCCGUGGGCCCCCCCGGCGAUUGGUCGCGCCUGGCAGGGCCUGCCCACGCAGAGGCGGAGCCGGGCCGCGCGGUGCGGGCGAGGCAGUCAGCCAGCGGAGGGCGGAGGCAGUCAGCCAGCGGAGGGCGAGGCAGUCAGCCAGCCGAGGGCGCGGCGCGGGCGGGCAGUCAGCAAGCGGGGGGCGGCAGUCACGCUCGCGGCUGCCAGGGCGCUGGAAGAGCAGUGGGCUCGCUCCUGGAGCGGGAGCAGGUCUCCAGCAACAGGCCCAGGAGGUCAGGUGGAGACUCAGCGAGCAGGAGGCCGACAUGGUGAACCUGGAGCUUUAUCAGCGUGAGCUCGCGGGCAGAGUACCAGCGCCGACCGAGUAUGUUCCGACCGUCACCCCUGCAGCUCCAGCCAUCACUUCGCUCAUGAUCAAGAACAUCCCGAUGGUUGUGACGCAGGGGGACCUGCUGGACCUCGUCGACCAGACCGGCUUCGCGAACGUCUACGACUAUGUCUACCAGCCGACUGACUUCGACUCUAGAACCACUCAGGGGCAUGCGUUUGUGAACUUCGUCACCCCAAGGGACGCCCGCGAGUUCUUUAUCCGGUGGAACGGGUCGCGGCUAACCGGAGUUGCUGGAGCUGGCACCAUCGCGACCGCCGUGCUCGAGGUCAAGGCGUCGGCGCUGCAGGGCUACGAGGAGAACGUCAGGAGGUGGACGGCGAGCCGGAUGCGCCGCAUUAGCAACUCCGAGCUCCACCCCUUCAUCGCCCGAAGGCUGGCUGCCCAGUGAUCGUGCGGCGGAUAGUUGCACUGUGUUAGCGGCUCGGGAUGAGAGAGACGAGGGGAACUCGGAG
Molecule: messenger RNA, 1536 nt
Organism: Prorocentrum cordatum
Lineage: Eukaryota; Dinophyceae; Prorocentrales; Prorocentraceae
Source: the annotation of a GenBank genome assembly